AUGGCUAGUUGUCCUCGGUACGUAGAAGAGAAAACAAAUGAAGGAAUGGUUCUUAACCUAGCCACGCAGCAUGGUUACAUGGUAUCCACUUCCAACAACUCCAAAGGUCUUUUAGCUGCUAGCUUGGGACGCACUAGCACCUUCAUUCGGAUCCCCACGAAAUGCGAGAGAGAAACCCUAAUAAAUGAUCCAAAACUUGAAGAAAUGAUGAAUAAGGAUGGCUUGACACCUUUGCAUCGUGCGGCAAUGGAAGGUUCUGUUGAUAUCCUUAGGGAGUUUCUUGACAAGGCUCCUUCUUCUUUCCACUCAGUGACACGAGGAAAGAAAGAAACUGUCUUUCAUAUAGCUGCGAGACACAAGAAGAACGAAGCCUUCAUCUUCAUGGCAAAGAGCCCCAAAUUAGACCAACUUCUCUACCAGCUCGAUGGAGAAGGCAAUAAUGUGCUUCACGUCGCUGCCUCCGUAGGCUCUAUUGCUCUUGUAAAUUACAUAAUCGAAGAAACAAAAAUAGAAGUCACUGCCAAGAACAAGAAGGGCUUUGCAGCCAUUGACCUUCUCAACAAAGAUGAUGAAGGUUCCCGUCAGAUAUCUACUGCUCUGAUGUGUGGUCCGGAUUUAUUAAUUGAACACUCUUCAAGUACUAGAGAAGUGGGAACACUUGUGAUCCAAGUAAUUGACGAAUUGAAGCAGCUCCAGAUGCAGAUGCUAAGAGUUCAAAGUAAAGUGACUCCAAACAAAGAAAUGGAGAUGCAACUAGAGGCUUUACAAAACGCUAGAAACACUAUCACAAUUGUUGCGGUCUUGAUCGCAUCGGUUACUUUCACGUGCGGUCUAAAUCCGCCUGGUGGGGUUAAUCAAGAAGGGAAAGCAGCCGCAGGAAGAACCCUAGCUUUCAUGAUCUUCUCUAUAAGCAACAGCAUCGCCUUGUUUACAUCAGUGAGUAUGGUCAUUCUUCUCCUAAGCAUUAUACCUUACAGGGAGGAUUCACUUAAGAAAUUCUUAAUCAUCACACACUGGAUGAUGUGGGUGGCUGUAGCAGCCAUGACAAGUGCUUAUGUCGCUGCGGCAUCAGUCACUUUACCACGGUUUAGAGAAAACAAAUGGUUGGUUCAUGCCACUGUUGCUAUCGCUGGUUUGACACUAGGUGGUAUGUUUAUUUAUCUACAGUUUAAGAUGGCUAGAUGCAUGUUGAGGAGGCUGGUUUUUCGUAAAUGCAUGUCGUCGUUCACUUCAGUACCCAAGAAUGGAUCCUUAGACAUGGCAGCUAAUUCAAUCCAUGGUUACUAUAGCUAUUAA
Capsella rubella is the source of this 1296-nucleotide messenger RNA. Its product is annotated as ankyrin repeat-containing protein ITN1. Gene Ontology annotation, molecular function: protein phosphatase regulator activity; protein phosphatase 1 binding. NCBI's taxonomy places the organism in Eukaryota, Viridiplantae, Streptophyta, Magnoliopsida, Brassicales, Brassicaceae. The transcript has 2 exons. The record is from RefSeq and is a predicted model, not a curated record. Gene Ontology annotation, cellular component: plasma membrane. Bases 1 to 1296 code for a protein of 431 amino acids.